AUGGGUGAUUCUCAAAAGGAGAUAGAAGUUCCUUCCUUUUUUGUAUGUCCGAUUUCUCUAGAUAUCAUGAAAGACCCUGUAACUCUCUCCACAGGAAUAACAUACGAUCGUGAAGCCAUAGAGAAAUGGUUGUAUACUCGAAAGAACAGCACGUGUCCCAUCACCAAACAAGUUCUCACCGAUUUAGAGCUCACCCCAAACCACACCCUUCGUCGAUUGAUCCAAUCUUGGUGCACAAUUAAUGGGCCAUAUGGUAUCGAAAGAUUCCCCACUCCACGGAUCCCAAUCUCCAAAUCACAAAUCUUGAAGCUUCUACAAGAUUCUAAGUCUCCUAAUAUGCAGAUGAAGUGUUUGAAGAGGCUAAAGACGAUUGUUUUGGAAAGUGAUAUGAAUAAACGGUCAACGGAAGCAGUUGGAGCAGCUGAAUACCUAUCGUACAUCAUAUGUAACCCUAGUUCUUAUCUGUCGUCACCAUCACCGGCGAUUGAAGUUUCUCAGAUCGACGGAUUUGAUAAUUUGCCGACAGAUGUUGACGAAACGGGUGAUGGAACGCGCCACCAGUUCUGA
Molecule: messenger RNA, 567 nt
Organism: Lactuca virosa
Lineage: Eukaryota; Viridiplantae; Streptophyta; Magnoliopsida; Asterales; Asteraceae
Source: the annotation of a GenBank genome assembly